GCACAGUUCUAACUAUAUUUUCUACCCAUAACUUUAACUCAAGCUUCGAUCAAUGGACUUAGCUGACUCCGAGUACGCGGGACAUCCGCACCAUGCGCGGAUCAUUCGCUUGCCCAAUGAUCUCUUAAUACAGUUGGAGCAUGAGACGCACAAACCCUCGCUGAGCAUCCUGAGCCUGCAGAGCGAACAGAAUCGUGAGAUAUUCGCAGAGGCCUUCAUCGAGGGGCACUCGGAUACGCUGGCCAAUUUGUGUGUCAAGGCUUUGGCUCGUCGUGGCUUCAGGAAUGUGCCACAAAUGGUGCUGGAGCGAGCGGAGUGGCUGAGAGUGUUCUAUGAUGCAUUGGCUGUGGAUCUGCCGCUGAUUGAUUGCUACUUCAUCGAUGAUCAGCGCUACUGGCAGCGCGUGGUGUGGGCCAAGAGUCCCGACAAGCUGCUGCGCAUGAAGAGCUGGCACGAGUACGAUUGGCGGGCCAAGGGUCUGAGUCUCAAGUAUGUGGAACUGGUGGAGAACUGCCCAGCGGCAUACUGGCCGGAGGCGCAGAUGGCAGCGCUGGCUGCCCUGAUCCAGGAGCAUGUGAGCGCCCUACACAUCAAGCGGCUGCAGGUGCUGCCGGAGGCGGUGUUCGCCAAGUACGAUGAGAGCGAGCCGGAAAUAGAUAUUUCCUCGGAGUCAUCGGAGGAGGCAGAUAUAUCCAGCGAUGAGCCAGACACAGAGGAGGAUGUUGCGAUGGGUGAGGACGAGGACGAGAAGGAACCAACAGGAAAGCGAGCGCCCAGCGUCAGUGCAGCGGAGCCAAAGACUGGCAGCGACUCGCAGCGGAAGUCCGCAUCCUUUGGCGCCGUGCACAUACUUUCAUCCUCUUCCGAGUCGUCUUCCGAGCUAACCGAUGAGGAGACUGCAGAGCGACGCAGAGCCCGCCAAGUGCGCAAUGCUGCCCGGCAACAGCUGCGGGACAUGGCAGCGGAGAAGCGUGCCAAACGCCUGGAACGUCGCCUCAGAAGACAGAAAAUGCUGCAAGAUCGCCUGCGCUCCGUGGAGCCCAAGAAGAAGUCGAAGCGAAAGAAGGCCAUCAAGGGAGUCUUUGACAUCCCAGUGGAUCCGGAGUUAUCCGAUCACGAAGAGCAAUUUGUGGAUAUGCGCAACAGGGAACUCUGUUUGCGGCAUCACAAGAGAGUUAGCUACCCCACGGAGCUGUGCCAUCACAUUGAUCUCGGCUUUGUGCGGCACUUUGGGCUGCUGAACUCAUUCACGCUGGAGUUCCUCGGCCCACCGGACGCCAACCAGUACCAGAGUUACCAAUGGAAGUUCUCCUACGAUGACAUGACACGCCUGGCCAAGGGUUUGCUGCAGCUGCAGCACCUGCAGACCUUUCGACUGCGCAACAGCCUCGUGGACAGUCUGCACUUGAGCAUUCUGGCGCGUGCCCUGCGCUCCCUGGACUCACUGGAGACUGUGGACUUUGGCUACGAUCGAAUGGAGGAUGACUGCAGCAAUGCGCUGCAAAUCCUGUUGGAUCGCCCCAAGAUGUUCAAGGCAUUGCAGCUGGAGUACAACAAACUUGGAGCCAACAGCAUGGAGGUGAUUGGCAAGGCACUCGCACGCCACAAGGAGGAUUGCCUGGAGUACCUCGGACUGGCACACAAUCCUCUCUGCGACAAUGCGCUGGGCAAGCUCUUCCAUUUCAUUCAUGGCACUGGCCAUGUGCAUUCACUCAACAUCUCAGCCAUCGAGGGUGGACCCAGCAAGGGAGUGAUUGCCCGAGACAUUGCCUUCCUGCUGCGACACCAUCAACCGCUGAGACGCCUCCAAAUGGCAGCCAUACCUCUGGGUCCAGCGGUGGGUUUGCCCUUCCUCCGCGCCCUUGAGGCGAAUCGAAAAAUUCUCUACUUUGACUGCCGCGAAUGCGGUUUGGAUGAGGAUCAGGAAUUCCAGGCGGACAUCAUUGUCAGACGCAACAAUUACCUGGUCACAAAUCCGCCCAUCGAUGAUAUUUGCAACUUGAUUAAGAACCGGAAACAUCAUUUGAUACAGAAAAUGGAGCAGACGUACGGCAGCUACAAGGAGUGUGUCCUGUCGAGACCUCCGCUCUCCAGCAGCAGCGUUUCAUCCAUUCCAGCGGUGAUCGAGGAGAAGGAGAAGGAGGAGGAGGAGUUCGACAUUUGGGCCGUGCUGGGCAUCAAGACACGCCAAACGGUCAGAGUGGAAGUAGAACCCAGUGAACCCUCCGCGGCAUCCCUGCCGCCCUUCGUCUAUGAGGCCAACAAAUUUAAUUUGGAGGAAUUUCGCGAAUUUGUGCAUCUGCCGGGGCCAUCGAAUCGUUUCUACUAUUUUCAGGAGAGUCGAGUGAGGGACUAAGCAUAAAAC
Drosophila subobscura is the source of this 2365-nucleotide messenger RNA. RefSeq lists its product as uncharacterized. The record is from RefSeq and is a predicted model, not a curated record. The transcript has a single exon. NCBI's taxonomy places the organism in Eukaryota, Metazoa, Arthropoda, Insecta, Diptera, Drosophilidae. Bases 53 to 2356 code for a protein of 767 amino acids.